AUGGCGUCUGUACAGACUCCGUGGACCUCAAUUCUGCUUCAGGAAAAGCCUGGUCUACAUGAAUACAAUCAUGCCCUGUCGAAUGUCGAAAAAUACUACACUCGCUUGCAGCGAGCUAUGCAAGAUGAAUCCAUCCAUGAUCAACUAGUUCUCAACCCCGACCAAACACACUCACGUCUGCUGAAAUCCUUUGAAAUCUUGCGAACCAAGCAACUGCCCGGCCCUGUCGCCGAAGAGAUCUUCAAGACCAUGGUACUUCCAUUCAUUCACGACAACAUCUUCUCGCCGCCGCAGAUGAUUCAACUCGUUGGAUCUGCACUACCUCUUAUAACAAAACAACAUUCUCAAUUCCUGCGAGACCUCGCAAGCACUCUCCUCUCUUCACAAGGCUUGUUCGAUCACCUGGUGGCCAACGAAAAUUACACAGUGAUUCUGAAGGAAUGGCUGUUCUCGAAAAGAACCCGUCUUUCCCUUGCUCUCUCUACGCAGGUUGGAGACAGGUUGGUUGCAAUGUGCAAUGCCUGUUCCGCUGAUCAUGGAACGGAGGCUACUGUAGAGAGUUGGGGGAUUGCUCAAGAACUGAUGGAAUCCAUCAAUGCGCUCAUUGACUCGUCUUACGAAGAAGAACUGAAACGGGCAAAAGUGGAAAAUCUACCUCCUCUGGAAUCAAUGAAAGUUCUCAGUCGGGACGAUAAAAAGUCAACCCUAGUUCAACAAGGCCCCAAGAAGGAAUUGAAAAAGGAAUUCACGGUCUCGGACGAAAUCCUGCAGCAGAUGGACCACUUCAACAUCCUACCACCAUUGUCCGCUCGAGGCCUCACCCAUGCAGUGGAACAUCUUCAAAAUGAGAUUAUCCCAGCACUGAUGCGCUCUGCCUUGGAAAGCUUCCCAUGCAGAAUCUGUUUGGAUAGGCUCACUACCGGGAGCCUUACAGGUACUCUAGCCAAUUCGACAGACCUGCCUUCAGAUCGAACUACAGCACCGGGCAAUGCCCAAGAUAUUUUCGGCAAGAGAGUCGGCCUUUGGAAGGUUUUGCUGUCCGACAUCGCUUUCAAGAAUAUAAAGAAAUUGGUUCACGGAGGCGAAUUUGGCGGGGUGGAACAAAAGCUCAGAGAUUUGGCAAGCGGCGAAUGGAAAGGCAAAGAUCUAUCUCAUCGUGUGGGAUCUAAACAGCAGAAGAAAAGAAUGCAAGUUCCUAUUUUGGAAGUAAGCGCUUCUGCAACUGUGUCAAUGUUGUGGCAGGUUGAUGUUGGUUUUUACGAUGAGCUUCCAUGGGUACAGCAGCAGAUUGUCAAAGUGUGGCAAAUUGUGACCUCGGAAGAGGAGUUGGAAACUGCCAUUGAGCAUAUACUUUUGAUCCAGGAAACCUACACCUCUGAACUUGUUAAACUCUGUUUAGAACGUCCUAUUCAACAAUCUGAUGGAACUUGGACGCCACAGCGGUUCGGAAACGUGAAAGAGACUGGGUCUUAUCGGAUGAAAUCCAUUGCUUCUUCCAAGGCAAGCCCAGCUUUGAUUGAGAUGUCAAACAAAUUUUACAAUCUCACUGAGCCGUUUUUGAAGUCGAUCGUUGAUGAGAAUGACACAGAGGAGUUUCCGUUCGAUCUCUCACCCGAAGAAUUAGAAAUUGUGAAACACUUCAGCACAUCAACCUUGAUUCUAGGACGAAGUGGUACAGGAAAAACCACCUGUCUGCUGUUCAAGAUGCUUGCCAAGCAUAAAGCAAGACAGUCAGCGUCGGAUGGGCAGCAAGCCCGACAGCUUCUCUUGACUCGCUCCUCUUAUUUGGCUUCAAAGCUUCAAACAUAUGCCAAAAGUCUGAUAGACGCUCAAUCCAAGGCUCCAUCGACUGAAGAGGAUGUAGACUCAGAUCUAAGACCGACCUCCUUCUUCGCCCUGAAGAAUUGGCACUUUCCAGUUGUCUGCACUUACGACGAGUUUCUUGGGCUUCUAGAAAACACAAUCAGAAUGGCGGAUCGAAAAGACUUCUUAAGAGACAUCAACCCCAAUAAGACAAAGGGCCUAGAAGUACAAGGGGGAGACAAGCCACGAAUUAUUGACUUCAGUAUUUUCAAAACAGAAUAUUGGGGCUCUCUUAGUGGAUUAGCCCCACCAUCUUGCUCUCCAGAGCUUCUCUUCGCAGAGAUCAUGGGCGUUAUUAAAGGCUCCACCGUCACGGCAAAAAGCCUAAAGCCGUUAUAUCGUGCGGAAUAUGUCAAGAAGAAUGCCAAAGCUUCUCCCGCUUUUACCUCUGAGGCAGAGCGUGAGAAGGUAUUUGGAGCUUUUGAGCGCUAUGAAAAGCAAAAAAAGCUUCGCAAGGAGAUUGACGAGUUGGACCGUGUCGGUACCUUACUGAAGUCUCUGAGAGAUAACAAAGCUCUAGCAGAGCAGAUCCAACGCUGCUUCGAGGAGAUUUAUGUUGAUGAAAUUCAAGACUUACGUUGUCUGGACAUUGUCUUACUUUUGGGUUGCCUUAGUGACGCCCGUGGGAUUCACCUUGCUGGUGAUACCGCCCAGUGCAUCUCAAAGGACUCGGUUUUCCGGUUUCCUGAGAUAAAGGCUUUUUUCUAUGAACAUUACGAGAUCAUUGCCAACGAACUAAAUCAGCCCUCAUUUGCCAAGCCCGUUCAAUUCUCUCUGGCUAAAAACUAUCGCUCGCAUCAGGGCAUUCUGAGUUUUGCAUCAUGGGUGAUGCAGCUACUCUGGCAUGGAUUCCCGGAAACAAUUGACAAACUUGACCCAGAGAUUGGCUACAUUGGCGGACCGAAGCCAAUUAUCUUUGCGGGAUUUGACUCCUCCAUUCUUUCUGCCAAAAUGAUUGGUCUGGUCAAGCUUAAUGACAAGGUCGCCGACUUCGGCGCCGAGCAAGUCAUCCUUGUCCGAGACGAUGCAUCAAAGGACAAAUUACAAACCCAAAUUGGCGAGAUUGCCCUUGUUUUGACAAUCCUAGAAAGCAAGGGUAUGGAGUUUGAUGAUGUUUUGGUGUAUGACUUCUUCGGCAGCAGUGGACUUGGCAGUAGCUACCGGUGCCUUUACAUGCUUGUCCAAGCAUCACGAGCGCAGUUUGAUUCUCAAAAACAUGCGGCUUUGUGCUCCGAACUUAAGUCGCUUUAUGUUGCUGUCACUCGAGCCAGAAAGCAACUUUGGUUCAUGGAAACCCAAGAGAACAGCGUUGAUCCUAUUGUGCAAACACUCUCACAGAGCAACAGCCUCAAGCUCGCUGAAAUUGUGAAGCAGAAAGACCCCAAUGUUGCGGAAAAGGUCAUGGUUCUGCGAGCCGGUGGCUCAGUGGACCCAGAGAGGUGGCUUAAGAGAGCAGCACAUUUUCUCCAUCAGAAGAGCUUUGCAGAGGCAUUGUUCAGCUACAAGAAAGCCAAUAAUUCUCGAGGAAUAACACACUCGCAGGCCUGUUUGUAUGAGCAAGAAGGAAGAUCCCACCGAGCAGCGGGAGAUACCGAAGAAUUUACCGUAUGCUAUGAGAAAGCAAUCGCUCUUUUCCUUGAGGUUGGUCUUAUUACAGAAGCGGCGAUGUGCUACGAGGGACUUGGACAGUUCGGCAAAGUUGCAGAAAUCUGGAAGGAGCGUGAACAAUAUCAAAAGGCUGCAUCUUUCUAUGAGAAAGGCAAUUUUUUCACCGAAGCUUCGGAGUGUUAUCAUGCUUGUGGCCAGUACGAGGCGGCAAUCGAGGUCUUGCGCCGCGGAGACCAAUUUGAUGAACUCGUCGCCUAUGCCAACAGAAACCGCGAGUAUCUUAGCGAGCCUACAUUGGUUCGUUAUUCGAGACUUUGCAAUAUCUUGCUGAAGCAGGGACGUGUCUCUGCCAGUCUGAGGGCAAUAACCAUCAAUAUGCUUGGAUCAGAUGUGUCCAAAAUUGCCUUUUUCAAAGAGUUUGAAAUGUGGAACCAACUGUGUACACUCUAUUCAUCAAAGUCCAGAUGGUUUGAGUAUUAUGAUCUAUCAGUGGCUGUUGGUGACAUUCCUGCGGCGAUAAGCACAUUACUGGUUCACAAAUUGAUACCAGUAGUCGACAAGCCAGUUGUUGAAAAGCUGUUUAGCUAUUCCAUGGUUGAAGUCUUGUACGCCCACAGGGACUUAAUUCCGAGCAAGCCUGAGCGAGAUGGGCUGCUGAAAUCAGCAAAGUCAACUUAUCUCGAAAAGCUUGGGGCACAGUGGAAAUCGCUAUUGCUGUUGGUCGACGAUUUUGAGGAUGUGGAUUUACCCGCGUCAGUUAAAACCCUAGAUAAGGGUCUUGUGAAGGAUAUCUUCUGUCUUUUUGUGAUUGCUUUCGAGCCGUCAAUAUUCACCAAGCAAAAGACCGAACAUCUUCCGAUGGAGAUUGUCAUCCGGGUUGGAAAACUGCUGCAAGACCUUCAUGCUCAGAACCAGUACUCCAUUAAGUGCCUGGCUAUGGCUUGUGGUAUUUUUACCAAUCCAAAACAAGAGAGCCAUACGAUCUUGCUCCACUGGUCUCCAUUGAGGACUUACACAGCAACGCCUCUUGAUGGUUCUUCAUUCCAGAACUUGAUUGACAUUGCAAAAAACUUCAUUCAAGAGAAGUUUACCGCAGCACUUGCUCAGUUCCAUGAAAAUGCACUCAGUCUCACGAAGAGGGAUUUUCUGCCGACAUGUGUCCAUCAUCUCUACAAAGGAUUCUGUCCAAAGUUUAAGACCAAUGAAUGCUCCUGGAAGCAUGAGAAGCCCACUGCAGAAUUCGCCAUUGCUAAGUUGAAUUGUCUUCUCGCUAUUGCUGAGGUUUUUGCGCGCCUCACGCCUGUUUAUUACCAAAGAGUCAUGGGCAAGGCUUUCAACAAACCAUUUUUGGGUCGUAGGAGAAUCUGGAUUCAACAGAUCCAAGAGGAGCUUGUGAUUGUCAGUUCACUGGAGCAAUCUUCUAUUGCAAUUACAAAUCUGCGUUUCAACUUGCAGAGCAACCCAGAGUUUGCUGCGACCGCAUACUGCCUAGAAGACUUGCUGUUCUAUCGCAUGAACACUGAAUGGGGCUCGAUGAACAGUCUGAGCUCUUCUCUAGAGAAGGUCCAAGAAGCUCAAAUUCUCGGCCCUCACCCAGCCACGCGUUUUCAGCGAGCACUUAUUCUGAAUAUGGAUCGCAUCAUGCCACCACGCCCUAGACGAUCCGGCCACCCGCUCGCGUUACCUUUGACAACGUUGAAUGCUGCUGAGAGAAUUCGGUCAGCGGUUGGAAGACGCCACGGUCAAGAUUUUCACAACGGCAUCAACACCUUUAUCCAAUGCCUCGAGAAGACACCUAAAUCUUCCCUUGGCUCGCUCCAUGCUGUUCUGUCUGUGUUCGAGUUUGCAGCUACGUAUAUUCUUUACAUCGCCAAUCCAGGGAAGGGUAUCGUGAUUCCUUGGUCCUGGGCUUUGCAGCAUCUUUCAACAAUUAUGCAAUCUCCCGUUAAAGACUAUCUGUUCAAGGACAGAGAGAUCCGAGUGCACAUAACCGACUUGAUGCACCUUGUCAUCAGCUUCUGCAACCUUAUGGAGCAAGUCGAAAAUGCCUUCACCAGCGGUGCUCUGAAGUUCCAAGGACUGGGCCGCACCAGCCUCCCAAUCCCUAUUGUCAAACGGCGCUGCACCGAGCUUUUGACCACCGUGAAUCUCAACCUAAAUCACUGGCCCAAACAGCCAAUUGGCUUUAAGGAUAUGGAGAAGGUGGUCAACAAGACACUUCGAUCAACCCUUAUUCCUCCGGGAAUGGCGCUAGAAUUUUCUAACAGUGAUAAAUUCCGGCAAAGUUGCAUCCGCGAGUUUGCAGCCUACAACCGCAAAGAUGAGCUGUGUGUCAUUGCGCUUGACGAUAGAAAGUCCGCUCCUCUCUUCUUGCGAUCUUUCACACAAGGAAACGUGAAAUUUAUCCAGCUCAGUGAUAUCUUGAAAAUAUCGCGCAUUACCGAGAACCAAUUAUCCAUGGGUCUGGAAGAAGACUGGCAAGUUGACGAAUAUACCGGCUACGAGCUCGAUAUGAUCACGAACCUUCAGCGACGUUGGCGACAAGUGAUGGAGGUCAUCGAGAACAACCGCCAUAGGGCACAAUCUCGCGAGGGCAAACUUAUCCAGCACUUCCAUGAGGUGUGCACGAGACGGAUGAGCGUUCUACCUGCGGCCGCUUGGUCAACCCGAGAUAAAAUACACAUGCGCAAGGUCAUAUUCACCGAAGGCAUAAAGAUCGCCAUGUCUCUUGAUGGUGUUUUGGACAGUUUCCGACAACUGAAUGACCGGUGGAGGCAACAAUUCCACAGCAAUUUGUCCACCGCAAAGCUAGAGGAGCUCUCCGUUAUUCGCGGACGUGUUCUGCCAAUCGAUGGGCAACUUGAGUACAUCGUUGAGCACUGGUCUCUUAAGGGCAUUGAGGAAGGUAUGAUGACCGUUCCGGCGGAGGACCUCGGUGUCUCAGCCCGUGAGGCCCAGCGCGCUCUCUGGGCUGUUCAGCGCGAGAUUGAAAUCAUUAAAUCUCAAGUUGAGAUCAUUGCGAAGAGCCCUGACCGGUAA
Molecule: messenger RNA, 6510 nt
Organism: Penicillium roqueforti
Lineage: Eukaryota; Fungi; Ascomycota; Eurotiomycetes; Eurotiales; Aspergillaceae
Exons: 25
Coding region: 1-6510 (2169 amino acids)
Molecular function (GO): ATP binding; protein binding
Source: RefSeq, a predicted model, not a curated record